AUGCAUCUCUCCCACUUUACUAUUCUCAUUGCACUAGCUAUUGGUGCGAGCGGCAUAUCUAAGCCCUACACAGCCCUCGAUCCCGCUCAUCUUCCCGAUCGCCUCAUUGCUCUAGAAGAGCAUGUCAUUUCACCAUCUCUUGAAGCUGAGGCUACUGCUUCUGGUGAUUUUCAGCUUGGUCCUCCUGGCAUUUUCGAAAAGCUCAAAGACGUUGGAGCCGGUCGUAUCGCCGCUAUGGACGCAGGCAACCUUUCCAUCCAGGUCCUCUCUCAACUCCCUGGCUCUGGCUCCGAGGACCCAGAAGGAUGCCGCAAAGCCAACGACGCUGUUCGAUCUGCUAUUGAGGCUUACCCAACCCGUUUUGCUGGUUUCGCCGUCCUGCCAAUGGGUCAUCCAGAGGAAGCGGUUGCUGAGCUUGAACGGGCUGUCACACGACUCGGCUUCAGAGGCGCAAUGAUCUGGAAUCAUCUGAAAAACGGCACAUACUACGACGGAGCUCCCUUCGAUGCCCUCUUCGCCAUGGCUGAGAAGCUCGACGUUCCAAUUUAUCUGCAUCCCACUGCUCCUACACUUGAGAUGCUUCAAACGCUCUUCGUUGGAAACUAUGAUGCACAAACAACUGAUGCUUUAAGUUCCUAUGCUUGGGGAUGGCAUGUCGAUGUUGGGACUCACGUCCUGCGCCUGUACAGCGCAGGUCUUUUUGAUCGAUUUCCAAAGCUGAAACUCAUUCUUGGCCACAAUGGCGAGAAUCUGUCUGGCUUUAUUGAUCGAAUUGAUGGAACAGACUUGAGGAGCAAUUCAACGUUCGAUAGAGUCUGGAAUACUAACAUCUGGAUCACAACAAGUGGGUUUUUUAGUGUACGCAACUUCCAACAGCUGCGCCUCGUGACCCCGAUUGAGAGAAUCAUGUAUUCAGUUGAAUACCCAUACCAUAGUAUGAUAGAUGGUUGGGAGUUCGUCCAAAAACUGGUAGAAAGCAAGGUCUUGCUGGGUGGUGAGAUAGAUUUGUUUGCGUACAAGAACGCUGAGACUCUAUUGAAACUAUAA
Messenger RNA from Ascochyta rabiei, 1047 nucleotides. RefSeq lists its product as uncharacterized. The record is from RefSeq and is a predicted model, not a curated record. The coding region runs from base 1 to 1047 and encodes 348 amino acids. The transcript has a single exon. NCBI's taxonomy places the organism in Eukaryota, Fungi, Ascomycota, Dothideomycetes, Pleosporales, Didymellaceae. Gene Ontology annotation, cellular component: cytoplasm; cytosol. Gene Ontology annotation, molecular function: carboxy-lyase activity; hydrolase activity. Gene Ontology annotation, biological process: secondary metabolic process.